AUGGAUACAGAAUCGACAUAUUCAGGAUACUCCCACUACUCAGGUCACUCCAAAAAAGCCCACAGACAAGGGGAAAGGAGUCGGGACAGGCACAAAUCGCCACGAAGCAAAGACGGCAGUCGGUCUGAGAAGUCCGUCACCAUCCAGACACCUCCUGCAGAGCCGCUGCUUGGGAACGAUGCCUCUCGGGCGGAGGAGGGCCAGGAUGACAACUGGGGUGAGACCACAACAGCAAUCACAGGCACCUCUGAGCACAGCAUUUCCCAGGAGGACAUUGCCCGCAUCAGUAAGGAUCUGGAGGACAGCGUUGGGUUGGACUGCAAACGUUACCUGGGCUUAACAGUGGCAGCUGUUCUUGGACUCCUUGUCUUCCUUACCCCCAUCGCUUUCAUUCUGUUACCCCAGAUCCUGUGGCGGGAUGAUCUGGAGCCAUGUGGUACUGUCUGUGAGGGACUGUUCAUCUCUGUGGCAUUUAAACUCCUCAUUCUUCUGAUUGGGACCUGGGCUCUGUUUUUCCGCCAGCCCAAGGCAGAUAUACCAAGAGUGUUUGUGUUUCGGGCUCUUCUGUUGGUCCUCAUAUUUCUGUUUGUGUUCUCCUACUGGCUUUUUUACGGCGUUCGCAUCUUGGACUCGAAGGACACCAACUACCAAGGAAUAGUGCAGUACGCAGUGUCUCUGGUGGAUGCUCUGCUCUUCAUUCACUACCUGGCCAUUGUGCUGCUGGAGCUGCGGCAACUGCAGCCCAUGUUCACCAUCAAGGUAGUUCGGUCAACGGAUGGAGAGUCGCGAUACUACAGCUUGGGACACCUGAGCAUCCAGCGAGCUGCACUGGUGGUUCUGGAAAAUUACUACAAAGAUUUCACAGUCUACAACCCAGCCUUGUUAACAGCCUCCAAGUCCCGUGCAGCCAAGCACAUGGCUGGCCUGAAAGUCUACAACGUUGAUGGCCCAGGUAACAAUGCCACAGGGCAGUCCCGUGCCAUGAUCGCAGCAGCGGCCCGUCGCAGGGACUCCAGCCACAACGAGCUCUACUACGAAGAGGCCGACCAUGAGCGCCGAGUGAAGAAACGCCGUGCAAGGCUUGUAGUUGCAGUAGAGGAGGCUUUCACUCACAUCAAACGGCUCCAGGCAGAGGAACAGCAGAAAGCUCCAGGAGAGAUGAUGGACCCCCGUGAAGCAGCCCAGGCAAUCUUCCCCUCCAUGGCAAGAGCUCUGCAGAAGUACCUUCGCACCACCCGCCAGCAGCAGUACCACAGCAUGGAGAGCAUCUUGCAACACUUGUCCUUCUGCAUCACCAAUAACAUGACACCAAAGGCAUUCCUGGAACGUUACCUCAACCCAGGCCCAACCCUCCAGUACGACAAGGAUCGCUGGUUUUCCAAGCAGUGGACGCUUGUCAGCGAGGAAGCAGUCACAAGUGGGUUACAAGACGGCGUUGUUUUUGUCCUCAAGUGCUUGGACUUCAGCCUUGUUGUUAAUGUGAAGAAAAUCCCCUUCAUCAAACUCUCAGAAGAGUUCAUAGACCCUAAAUCUCAUAAAUUUGUCCUCCGCUUACAGUCUGAGACUUCAGUCUAA
This is a messenger RNA of Mesitornis unicolor (brown roatelo), 1575 nucleotides long. RefSeq names its product VANGL planar cell polarity protein 1 (gene VANGL1). Gene Ontology annotation, biological process: multicellular organism development. Bases 1 to 1575 code for a protein of 524 amino acids. The transcript is spliced from 7 exons. The record is from RefSeq and is a predicted model, not a curated record. NCBI's taxonomy places the organism in Eukaryota, Metazoa, Chordata, Aves, Mesitornithiformes, Mesitornithidae. Gene Ontology annotation, cellular component: plasma membrane.